CACACAGUUGCACACACGGCGAGAAGACGUGAAACUCUCAGCUGGACGAGCCGGACACACGGACAGAGUGAUGUCAGAGUCUGCAGGACGCUCUGCCUCCGUCUCCUCCGUCUCCUCCAUCUCUCUGGUGGAGGUCAAGGCUGAGACUCAUCUAGUCCUCCAGGCUUUCCUCCAUCGGACCCUCUCGACCCCUUUGAAAGAGAGGCCUGGGAGAGUAGGAGGGGCUUACACAGACUUCAACAAGUACAGCUGCAUACCACAACCAAAAGCAAAGGAUGGCUUGGACUCUCAGACUGAAGAUGUCAGUUCGUCAGAUGAGAAGAAGUCUGGAUUCAAAGACUUCAUUAAGCAGCUGCCUCGUCGUAACACCUCACGCUCCUCUGCCAAAGACCCUAAAGGCUCGCUGGACCGGGACAGCCCAGCAAAACCACCACUCCUCAGAGACCAAGCAGAAGAUGAUGUCAUCUCCCCCUCCUCUACAUCAGAGGAUGAUGAUGAGAAGAAGCAGAAGAAGCUGAACAGGAAGAAGAUCAAAAGAAAGAUCUCAAAGUUCUUCAGGUUGAAGUUGGAGAAGGACAAAGAGGGGCAUGGAUCUAAGAAACCCACCACACUGUCAUUUAGCAAAGACCCAGAACCUGAGACCCUCGUCUCUCCCAACCACCCUCCUGAGUUCUACAAUGAGGUGGCUGAGAAGCUGGAGAAGAUCGCCCAGAGGUCCACCAGCAUGAAGAGACCCAGUCCCCCAGCCCGGCCUCCCCCAGCAGUGUGUGAUAAAGAGGCCGUGGUGCAGCAGCUGGUUCAGGUGCUCUCUGUGGAGGGAGACUCCAUCAACACUAAGAUCCAGUCAGACCCCUUCCUGCGCUCCAGCCUCACUCGUCUCUCUUACGCGUCGUUUGCCAAACUUCUGGACACUUUCACCAGCCGUCAAGUGUCUGAGGCCCCACCCCUGGCGCCGUCGGCCAGUCCAACGCUGCGACGCAUGGCCAUCACCAUGGAGGUGUCACGGCGGAUAGUGACGGCCACAGGAACCGUGCGCAUGCAGGGCUACGCAGAGUGCUACAUGGAGACCUUCGCCCCCUGGGUGAAGAAUCAGGGCGGAUGGGAGAACGUGGUGGAUCUGGAUGAGUCUGUGGAGUAUGACUAAGUUCUCAGAGAGACCAGGUGUCUGAUCAACUCUGAACUCUGGAUCAUCUGGUGAAGAGACGGACCUCACUCUGAUUUCCCACAGAGUCUCAUCUGGACUGUGAAAAGACUAGGUUCCAGAGGCCUCUUUGAUUUCUGAUGAUCUGGGAUCAGAAAGUACUUUGGCCACAGGUUUACAGAUUUUACCCAGUCAGAAGAAGAAGAAGCUGUUUGAUUGUUGUCAGUCACUGUGAGAGUGACAGCAGCUUGUACUGGUGCUCUGAGUGUUGGUAGUGGAUGUUUUACAUCAACGAACACACCUUUUGUCUUUUUAUUCUGUGAUUGUGUCAGUGAAGUAACUGAGACAACAGCAGAGAUGACUGACAGUAACAGACAGAAUGAAGCAGGUUUGUUGUAUUAGUGUCACAGACUGACAUAGAAUAAUGCAACAUAAUACAACACUUCCUGAAACCAGUUGAUUCAUAUUGGACAAAAAUGAAAAUGUCAACUCAGAUACUGAGUUUUUAUCUGGUUUUAAGAAGAUGUUUGGUUGGAAGAGUCAAUAGACAAACAAGCAAUUUUAAUGCUGGUGACAUCACAGUCCUCAUACUCACUGUCUCCCAUUCCUGAACUAGGGAGGCAGUAGACCGGCAUGUCAUAGACCAUAUUCACAUGGUGGCCAUUUUCCUCUGUCGUCAAGCUAAGCCUUAAACACUUUAAUGUGUCUGAAUAAAUCCUGCGCGAGAACAGCGAGAUGGUCGAAAAAUCAGAUUGACAGAUGGGCAGAUGAAGCUGCCAGAUGUUGAAGGUAACCGGAAACAUUGUAGUCUAAUGCUAGGCUAGUAAACGUGAAGUUUGCGAUUAACAUAAAUGUAAAUGUUACUGCACUAAAGUUAGAUGACAAAUGAAUCCACUGCACCAAUGAUACAGUAACAUGACAGUGAAACUGCUAACGUAACCGGUUGAAAAGAUAGCAAGGUAGCUAACGUUACAUUACAAACUUGAUUACAUGCAGUGUGUUUUACUUCCAGGCUGAACUAAACGUGUCUGUGAUCUGCAUUGAUAUUUAAGAUUUUUUUUUUUUUUAAGUUCCUUUUUUGGGCUUUUAAUGCCUUUAGUCUAGAUUCAGUGAAAGAGAGACAGGAAAGUUGGGGAGAGAGAGAGAGGGAAUGACAUGCAGCAAAGGGCCAUGGCCGCUGCAGUAAGGACUAAGCCUCAAUGCUGCGCACUCUACCAGGUGAGCCACUGAGGCUAAUAAAUUCAUGUCUUUCUUAUUGAAGCAUGUAGCACUAUCAAACAGUAAUGUUAGCCAAGAAGUGGUUGAAUGCUAGCGUUAGCAGUUGUCUAGCAGUAGCCAAUGGGUUAUCAAAUAUGUUGUUUUACCUUGAAAUAUUGGUCAGUGUCCCUUCAGAUAUUCAUUGUCCAUCGUCUUUUCUGUUGUUCAUCGAUCGGGAAGGAGGAAAAUGGCCGCAGUGUGAAUAUGGUCUAUGGCGUCACCGGCUGAGAGUGUGCGGGUUUCAGAGGCUACAUUCAGCCUCCAAGAACCUUGAUCAGUCAGCGGUACUGGUGCAGUGACAAGAGCUGAUCCCACAACAGCUUCACACAUAAACACCUUUACUUUUUAUUGUUGUUGUUUGUUAAACCUGCAACAACAAAAACUUCAUGAGACACACUGACUGAUCAUGUGUUUGGUCCCCACCAGCUCCUGAGGGAAACAUCUGGCUCUUUAGCUGCUAAUUGCUCCACUAUGUUCACCAGAUGUUGCGGCUGAAGAUGAAGCUAUGAGAGCAGAGAGAGUGAAGCGGAACAGUAAACAGCAAAACACUGAGCUGACUCACUGUAAAGAUGAGGGACGCUGCUGAUGAUUCUCUGGAGCUUCACCACUACCACUAACUCCUGAACAUUGUCAUUGAUACGUUGUUAUUAUUAUUAUAAAAAUAUUGAUUAUAGCUUCUUUAAAGGUGCUGUCUGUUAUGUAAUGUAAACCAAAGGCAAGCCUCGCUUCCAAAACUGCAACCAGCUGAUUGAAACAAGUUCACUGAUACAACUGUAAACACCAGGGUGUUUCUGUUGUUUAUUUAUAGUUUAUUUAUAGUUUUACAUUCAGGUUUGAAAGUAAUAAUAUGAACACACGUGUACUUUAUAUUAUAUGUAUAUAUAAUAUUUUCUGUUUGUUCUUACUGAAUCGAUGAUCGGAUACAGGUUCAGACGGACUGUAAUGACUUCCUCUGAAUACACCUGCAUCUGAAUAAAAGGAGAACUGUGUUCUUUUUUACUUUUAGUUCAACUGUUUUGUCUCAACUGUUAUUGCUUUAGUUUCACUUUGACAUAAGAGAAAGAACAUCUCUUAUCUCAUCCUCAUCUCUAAGAAUGAAUGGAGCUGGGAGAAGUAGGGACAGAAACAACAUAAAACCAUUCAUUAAUGAACUGAUGCUUUCAUGUCUGGUCUAUUUUAAAGACUGUUGACCCGCGGUGACCUCUGUAUCCAGUCU
Seriola dumerili (greater amberjack) is the source of this 3614-nucleotide messenger RNA. RefSeq names its product BCL2 like 12 (gene bcl2l12). The record is from RefSeq and is a predicted model, not a curated record. Gene Ontology annotation, biological process: regulation of apoptotic process. Lineage: Eukaryota; Metazoa; Chordata; Actinopteri; Carangiformes; Carangidae. The coding region runs from base 71 to 1144 and encodes 357 amino acids. The transcript has 8 exons.